UAGCAGAGCGUCAGCAAGAAUAUAAAGAGAAACUCCAAGGGAUAUGUGAUCUCCUCACCCAAACUGAAAACCGCCUAAUUGGUCACCAAGAAGCCUUCGUGAUCGGAGAUGGCACCGUUGAGUUAAAGAAAUACCAGUCCAAGCAAGAGGAAUUACAGAAAGAUAUGCAAGGAAGUGCACAGGCAUUGGCAGAAAUAGUGAAAAACACGGAGAACUUUUUAAAGGAGAAUGGUGAAAAGCUGUCACGAGAAGAUAAGGCUUUGAUUGAGCAGAAACUUACUGAAGCUAAGAUAAAGUGUGAACAACUUAACUUAAAGGCAGAACAGUCAAAAAAGGAGCUGGAUAAAGUUAUGACAACAGCAAUCAAGGAAGAAACUGAAAAGGUUGCAGCCGUGAAGCAGCUGGAAGAAAGCAAAACCAAGAUAGAAAACCUUCUGGAUUGGUUGUCAAAUGUGGACCAAGACUCAGAAAGGGCAGGGACGAAACUCAAACAGGUAAUUGAACAGAAUGGAAUGCAUUUUCAAGAAGGCGAUGGCAAGUCGGAGAUCGGAGAAGAGGACGAAGUUAACGGCAACCUGUUGGAGACUGAUGUGGAUGGGCGCGUUGGAACCACUCAGGAGAAUCUGAACCAGCAGUACCAGAAAGUUAAGGCCCAACACGAGAAGAUCAUCUCUCAGCACCAAGCAGUCAUCCUAGCCACUCAGUCUGCACAAGUGCUGCUUGAGAAACAGGGUCACUACCUCUCUCCAGAGGAGAAAGAGAAACUACAAAAGAACAUGAAGGAGCUGAAAGCGCAUUAUGAAACCGCACUGGCCGAAUCGGAGAAGAAGGUGAAGUUAACGCACUCUCUGCAGGAAGAAUUGGAGAAGUUUGAUGCUGACUACACCGAGUUUCAGAACUGGCUCCAACAGUCAGAACAGGAACUAGAGAACCUGGAGGCAGGAGCAGAUGACUUCGACGGUUUAAUGACCAAGUUGAAGAGGCAGAAGAGCUUCUCGGAAGACGUUAUUUCUCACAAAGGCGACUUGAGAUACAUCACAAUUUCUGGCAGCAGGGUGUUAGAAGCUGCUAAAUCUUGCAGCAAGAGAGAGGCUGGCAAGGUUGACAAGGAUAACAUUGACACUUCUGUGACCCACAGAGAAGUGCAGAGCAAAUUGGAUCAUGCUACGGAUCGGUUCAGGUCUCUCUACUCUAAGUGCAACGUUCUUGGAAAUAAUCUUAAGGACUUGGUGGAUAAAUAUCAACACUAUGAAGAUGCUUCCUGUGGACUUCUUUCUGGACUCCAAGCCUGUGAGGCCACAGCGAGAAAACACUUAUCUGAACCUAUUGCUGUGGACCCCAAAAAUCUGCAAAGGCAGUUAGAGGAGACCAAGGCUCUGCAAGGACAGAUAUCAAGUCAGCAGGUUGCCGUAGAGAAACUGAAAAAAACAGCAGAAGUGCUUUUAGAUGCCAGAGGGACUCUACUUCCAGCCAAGAAUGACAUCCAGAAAACACUUGAUGAGAUUGUUGGGAGAUACGAUGGUCUUUCCAAAUCUGUCAGUGAACGAAAUGAAAAGCUCCAGAUAACCCUGACCCGUUCCCUGAGCGUGCAGGACGGCUUGGAUGAAAUGCUGGACUGGAUGGGAAGCGUGGAAAGUUCUCUGAAAGAACAAGGUCAAGUGCCCUUAAACUCAGCUGCCCUUCAGGAUCUCAUCAGUAAAAACAUGAUGUUGGAACAGGAUAUUGCAGGUCGUCAGAGCAGCAUAAAUGCCAUGAACGAAAAGGUGAAGAAAUUUAUGGAAACAACAGACCCAUCUACUGCAUCCUCGCUGCAAGCCAAAAUGAAGGACCUGUCAGUUCGGUUUUCUGAAGCAAGUUAUAAGCACAAAGAAAAACUUGCCAAAAUGGAAGAGCUAAAAACCAAGGUUGAAUUGUUUGAGAAUCUCUCAGAAAAGCUUCAAACGUUUUUAGAAACAAAAACUCAGGCUCUUACUGAGGUAGAUGUGCCAGGAAAAGAUGUGACUGAAUUGUCUCAGUAUAUGCAGGAAUCAACUUCUGAAUUCUUAGAACGCAAAAAAGAUCUUGAAGCUCUGCAUAGUCUCCUGAAGGAGAUAUCCAGCCAUGGCUUACCAGGAGAUAAGGCUCUUGUUUUUGAAAAAACAAAUAAUUUGUCAAAGAAAUUCAAGGAAAUGGAGGAUACCAUCAAAGAAAAAAAAGAAGCUGUAACCUCUUGUCAAGAACAGUUGGAUGCUUUCCAAGUCCUUGUUAAAUCAUUAAAAUCAUGGAUAAAAGAAACAACAGAAAGUGUACCCAUUGUGCAACCUUCUUUUGGUGCAGAGGAUUUAGGAAAAUCUUUGGAAGAAACUAAGAAAUUACAAGAAAGAUGGAGUUUAAAAACAUCAGAAAUUCAGAAAGUAAACAACAGUGGGAUCUCACUAUGUAAUCUAAUAAGUGCUGUGACUACCCCUGCGAAGGCAAUAGCAGCUGUUAAAUCAGGUGGAGUAAUAUUAAAUGGUGAAGGAACAGCCAAAGAUAAUCAAGAAUUUCUGGCAAAUAAAGGUUUAACAUCUAUUAAAAAGGACAUGACUGACAUAAGUCAUGGCUAUGAAGAUCUCGGCCUCUUACUCAAGGACAAAAUAGCAGAACUGAAUGCUAAACUCUCCAAAUUGCAAAAGGCUCAGGAGGAGUCAAGUGCAAUGAUGCAGUGGUUACAGAAAAUGAACAAAACUGCCACAAAAUGGCAUCAGACGCCUGCACCUACAGACACUGAAGCCGUGAAGACUCAAGUUGAGCAGAAUAAGUCUUUUGAGGCAGAACUGAAGCAAAAUGUAAACAAAGUCCAGGAGUUGAAAGACAAAUUGACAGAGUUGUUGGAGGAGAAUCCAGACACUCCUGAAGCCCCCAAGUGGAAACAGAUGCUGACAGAAAUAGAUUCUAAGUGGCAAGAACUCAAUCAAUUAACCAUUGAUAGACAACAAAAAUUGGAAGAAUCCUCCAAUAAUCUAACCCAAUUCCAGACUGUAGAGGCCCAGUUAAAGCAGUGGCUUGUGGAAAAAGAACUGAUGGUCAGUGUUCUCGGACCUUUGUCCAUUGACCCAAAUAUGCUAAACACGCAAAGGCAACAGGUGCAGAUUCUGCUGCAAGAAUUUGAUACUAGAAAGCCUCAAUAUGAACAGCUAACAGAAGCCGGCAGGGGCAUUCUAAGCCGACCUGGAGAAGACCCUUCUUUGCAUGGGAUUGUGAAAGAGCAGCUGGCAGCUGUGACCCAAAAAUGGGAUAGCCUAACAGGACAAUUGAGUGACAGAUGUGACUGGAUUGACCAAGCCAUUGUGAAGAGCACACAGUAUCAAAGCCUGCUGAGAAGCCUCUCUGAGAAACUGAGUGACUUGGAUAAUAAACUCAGCAGCAGUCUGGCCGUGAGCACGCACCCUGAUGCCAUGAACCAACAGUUGGAAACAGCCCAAAAAAUGAAGCAGGAAAUUGAGCAGGAAAGGAAGCAGAUAAAAGUAGCCCAGGCACUCUGUGAGGAUUUGUCAGCACUGGUGAAAGAGGAGUACUUGAAAGCUGAACUGAGUAGGCAGCUAGAAGGCAUCUUAAAACCAUUUAAGGAUAUUGAACAAAAAGCAGAGAACCAUGUUCAGCACCUUCAGUCAGCCUGUGCAAGCUCUCAUCAAUUCCAACAAAUGUCUAGAGAUUUUCAGGCCUGGCUGGAUACAAAGAAGGAAGAACAGAACAAAUCUCAUCCAAUAUCAGCCAAACUUGAUGUCUUGGAAUCAUUAAUUAAAGAUCAGAAAGAUUUUAAUAAAACUUUGACUGCCCAGUCGAAUAUUUAUGAAAAAACCAUUGCCGAAGGUGAAAACCUAUUAUUAAAAACACAAGGAUCCGAGAAGGCAGCCUUACAGUUACAACUUAACACGAUUAAAACCAAUUGGGAUGGAUUUAAUAAGCAGGUGAAAGAAAGAGAAGACAAGCUAAAAGACUCUUUGGAAAAAGCUCUCAAGUAUAAAGAGCAUGUAGAGACUCUCCGGCCAUGGAUAGACAAAUGUCAAAAAGACUUGGAGGAAAUAAAAUUUUGCUUGGAUCCUGCAGAAGCAGAAAAUUCUCUUGCCAAGUUAAAGUCUCUGCAGAAGGAAAUGGACCAACACUUUGGUAUGGUCGAAUUGCUAAACAACACCGCCAAUAGCUUGCUCAGUGUCUGUGAGAUCGAUAAAGAGGUUGUUACAGAUGAGAAUAAAUCACUGAUCCAGAAAGUAGACAUGGUCACUGAACAACUUCACAGUAAGAAAUUCUCUCUGGAGAAUAUGGCUCAGAAGUUUAAAGAACUUCAAGAAGUUUCCAAAGAAGCUAAAAGGCAACUUCAGUGUGCAAAGGAGCAGCUGGAUGCCCACGAUUCCUUAGGGCCCCAGGCUUACAGUAACAAAUAUCUGACUGUGUUGCAGACUCAACAGAAAUCACUUCAGACCUUGAAGCCUCAGAUAGAAUUGGCCAAAAGACUCGCUCAAGACCUUGUGAUAGAAGCCUCAGACUCAAAGGGAACCUCUGAUGUUUUAUUACAAGCAGAAACCUUAGCUCAAGAGCAUAGUGCUCUCAGUCAGCAGGUUGAUGAAAAAUGUUCAUUCUUAGAAACCAAGCUUCAGGGCAUUGGACAUUUCCAGAAUACCAUCCGGGAAAUGUUUUCUCAGUUUGCAGAGUUUGAUGAUGAGCUGGAUAGCAUGGCUCCAGUGGGGAGAGAUGCAGAAACAUUGCAAAAGCAAAAGGAGGCUAUAAAUGCCUUUCUAAAGAAGCUAGAAGCGUUGAUAGCAAGCAACGACAAUGCCAAUAAAACCUGCAAGAUGAUGCUGGCCACAGAAGAAACCUCUCCUGACCUAAUUGGAAUCAAAAGGGAUUUGGAGGCCUUAAGCAAACAAUGCAACAAGUUACUGGACCGGGCUCACGCCAGAGAAGAGCAGGUUGAGGGGACAAUUGAGCGUCUUGAGGAAUUCUACAGCAAAUUGAAAGAAUUUUCUACUCUGCUCCAGAAGGCUGAAGAACAUGAAGAGUCACAGGGUCCUGUUGGUAUGGAAACAGAGACAAUUAAUCAGCAGCUUAACGUGUUCAAGGUGUUCCAGAAAGAAGAGAUCGAACCUUUGCAGGUUAAGCAGCAAGAUGUAAACUGGUUAGGUCAAGGCCUUAUUCAGAGUGCUGCUAAAAGCACCAGCACCCAAGGUUUGGAGCAUGACCUGGAGGAUGUCAAUGCACGGUGGAAGACCCUCAACAAAAAGGUGGCCCAGCGAGCAGCCCAGCUGCAGGAGGCCCUGCUGCACUGUGGUAGGUUCCAGGACGCCCUAGAAUCCCUGCUCAGCUGGAUGGUGGACACCGAGGAGCUUGUGGCCAAUCAGAAGCCCCCGUCGGCUGAGUUCAAAGUGGUGAAGGCCCAGAUACAAGAACAAAAGCUUCUCCAAAGAUUGUUGGAUGACCGUAAGUCUACAGUGGAGGUAAUCAAACGAGAAGGAGAAAAAAUUGCUGCAACAGCAGAACCCACAGAUAAAGUGAAGAUUUUGAAACAACUGAGUCUCUUGGACAGCAGAUGGGAGGCUCUGCUUAAUAAAGCUGAAGCAAGGAACCGUCAGUUGGAAGGUAUCUCAGUGGUAGCACAGCAAUUUCAUGAAACCUUAGAACCACUGAAUGAAUGGCUUACAACCAUAGAAAAGAGGCUGGUGAAUUCUGAACCCAUAGGAACCCAAGCGUCUAAACUCGAGGAACAAAUUGCACAGCACAAAGCCUUAGAAGAUGACAUCAUCAAUCACAAUAAACAUUUACACCAGGCUGUUAGCAUUGGCCAGUCUUUAAAGGUUUUGAGCUCCAGGGAGGAUAAAGAUAUGGUGCAGAGUAAAUUAGACUUCUCUCAAGUGUGGUACAUUGAGAUUCAAGAGAAAAGUCACAGCAGGUCUGAGCUCCUCCAGCAGGCCUUGUGUAAUGCUAAGAUUUUUGGGGAAGAUGAAGUUGAGCUGAUGAACUGGCUGAAUGAAGUGCAUGACAGAUUGAGCAAGCUCUCGGUCCAGGAUUACAGCACUGAGGGGCUUUGGAAGCAGCAGUCUGAACUUCGGGUUCUGCAAGAGGACAUCUUACUCAGGAAACAAAGUGUAGAUCAAGCUUUACUAAAUGGUUUAGAGCUGCUUAAACAAACAACAGGUGAUGAAGUGUUAAUAAUUCAAGAUAAAUUGGAGGCCAUUAAAGCCAGGUACAGAGACAUCACUAAGUUGAGCACUGAUGUAGCCAAGACCCUGGAACAGGCGCUGGAGCUUGCCCGACGGCUGCAUUCCACACAUGAAGAGCUGUGUGCCUGGCUGGACAGAGUGGAGGGGGAACUGCUUUCCUAUGAGACUCAGGUCCUGAAAGGAGAAGCAGCAAGCCACGCACACAUGCGACAAAAAGAACUGAAAAAGGAAGCUAAGAACAACAAAGCCAUACUGGACUCCCUUAAUGAAGUGAGCAGUGCUUUACUGGAACUGGUACCAUGGAGGGCAAGAGAGGGGCUUGAGAAAAUGGUGGCUGAGGACAAUGAGCGCUACCGAUUAGUGAGCGACACCAUCACUAAGAAGGUGGAGGAGAUCGAUGCCGCCAUUCUGAGAUCACAGCAGUUUGACCAGGCAGCUGAUGCUGAGUUAUCCUGGAUUACUGAAACAGAAAAGAAGUUGAUGUCUCUGGGCGACAUCAGGCUUGAGCAAGACCAGACUUCUGCUCAGCUGCAGGUUCAAAAGACAUUCACCAUGGAGAUUUUGAGACACAAGGAUAUUAUUGAUGAACUUGUUAAAUCUGGGCAUAAAAUCAUGACUGCAUGCAGCGAAGAGGAAAAGCAAUCAAUGAAGAAAAAACUAGACAAGGUACUAAAGAACUAUGAUGCCAUCUGCCAGAUUAACUCAGAGAGGUAUCUACAGCUAGAACGGGCACAGUCCCUGGUUAACCAGUUCUGGGAAACAUAUGAAGAACUGUGGCCAUGGCUGACAGAAACACAAAGAAUCAUCUCUCAGCUUCCUGCCCCAGCCCUUGAAUAUGAAACUCUAAGACAACAGCAGGAAGAACAUCGGCAACUGCGAGAGUUGAUAGCCGAACACAAGCCUCAUAUAGAUAAGAUGAACAAAACCGGGCCGCAGUUACUGGAAUUAAGCCCAGGGGAAGGCUUUUCUAUCCAAGAGAAGUAUGUGGCAGCUGACACUCUUUACAGUCAAAUUAAAGAAGAUGUCAAAAAGCGAGCUGUGGCACUGGAUGAAGCCAUUUCUCAAUCAACUCAGUUCCAUGACAAGAUAGAUCAGAUCCUCGAGAGCCUGGAACGCAUUGUGGAGCGUUUGAGGCAGCCGCCCUCUAUCUCUGCUGAGGUUGAGAAAAUCAAGGAGCAGAUCAGUGAAAAUAAGAAUGUGUCAGUAGACAUGGAAAAGCUACAACCGCUGUAUGAAACUCUUAAACAGAGGGGAGAGGAAAUGAUUGCCAGAUCUGGGGGCACUGAUAAAGACAUAUCUGCCAAAGCUGUUCAGGAUAAGCUUGACCAAAUGGUUUUCAUCUGGGAGAACAUACACACACUGGUGGAAGAAAGGGAAGCCAAACUACUGGAUGUGAUGGAACUAGCAGAAAAGUUCUGGUGUGAUCACAUGUCACUGGUAGUUACCACUAAAGAUACUCAAGAUUUCAUCCGAGACCUGGAAGAUCCUGGAAUCGAUCCCUCAGUUGUAAAACAACAGCAAGAAGCAGCAGAGGCCAUAAGGGAAGAAAUAGAUGGACUCCAGGAAGAGCUAGACAUAGUUAUCAACCUGGGUUCUGAACUCAUUGCCGCAUGUGGGGAGCCUGACAAACCCAUUGUCAAGAAGAGUAUAGAUGAGUUAAAUUCAGCAUGGGAUUCUCUAAAUAAGGCUUGGAAAGACCGAGUUGACAAACUUGAGGAGGCAAUGCAGGCUGCUGUUCAGUACCAGGAUGGACUGCAGGCAAUAUUUGAUUGGGUAGAUAUUGCAGGUGGCAAAUUAGCUUCCAUGUCUCCAAUUGGAACAGAUCUCGAAACUGUCAAGCAGCAAAUUGAAGAGCUAAAGCAAUUUAAGUCAGAGGCCUACCAACAACAGAUAGAAAUGGAAAGACUGAACCACCAAGCAGAGCUUUUGCUGAAGAAAGUAACGGAAGAGAGUGACAAACAUACUGUUCAAGACCCGCUAAUGGAACUGAAAUUGAUAUGGGAUAGCCUGGAUGAGAGAAUUAUCAACAGACAGCAUAAGCUGGAGGGUGCUCUGUUGGCAUUGGGUCAGUUUCAGCAUGCCCUGGAUGAGCUCCUGACUUGGCUGACCCACACCGAGGGCUUGUUGAGUGAACAGAAACCUGUUGGAGGAGACCCUAAAGCCAUUGAAAUUGAACUAGCCAAGCAUCAUGUGCUCCAAAAUGAUGUAUUAGCCCAUCAGUCCACAGUGGAAGCUGUUAAUAAAGCAGGAAAUGAUCUAAUUGAAUCAAGUGCGGGAGAAGAAGCAAGCAACCUCCAGAACAAGCUAGAGGUUUUAAAUCAACGCUGGCAAAACAUUUUGGAAAAAACAGAGCAAAGGAAGCAGCAGCUGGAUGGUGCCUUGCGCCAGGCCAAAGGGUUCCAUGGUGAAAUUGAGGAUUUGCAGCAGUGGCUGACCGACACGGAGCGUCAUCUUUUGGCAUCCAAACCCCUGGGAGGUUUACCAGAAACAGCCAAGGAACAGCUUAAUGUCCAUAUGGAAGUCUGUGCUGCCUUUGAUGCUAAAGAAGAAACAUAUAAGAGUCUGAUGCAGAAAGGCCAGCAGAUGCUUGCAAGAUGUCCUGAAUCUGCAGAGACAAAUAUUGACCAAGACAUAAAUAACUUGAAGGAAAAAUGGGAAUCAGUAGAAACCAAACUCAACGAAAGGAAAACUAAACUGGAAGAGGCCCUCAGCUUGGCAAUGGAGUUCCACAAUUCUCUCCAAGACUUCAUCAACUGGCUUACACAGGCUGAACAGACCCUAAAUGUGGCUUCUCGGCCAAGUCUUAUCUUGGACACAGUCUUGUUUCAAAUCGAUGAACACAAGGUCUUUGCCAACGAAGUAAAUUCUCAUCGUGAGCAGAUAAUAGAGCUGGACAAAACUGGAACCCACCUGAAAUAUUUUAGUCAGAAACAAGAUGUUGUCCUAAUUAAGAAUCUACUUAUCAGUGUCCAAAGUCGAUGGGAAAAAGUGGUUCAACGGUUAGUAGAAAGAGGAAGAUCUUUGGAUGAUGCAAGGAAGAGAGCCAAGCAGUUUCAUGAAGCUUGGAGUAAACUUAUGGAGUGGCUAGAAGAGUCAGAAAAGUCUUUGGACUCUGAACUGGAAAUUGCCAAUGAUCCCGACAAAAUAAAAACACAACUUACACAACAUAAGGAGUUUCAGAAAUCACUUGGAGCCAAGCAUUCUGUCUAUGACACCACCAACAGAACUGGUCGGUCUUUGAAGGAGAAAACCUCCCUGGCUGAUGACAACCUGAAACUAGAUGACAUGCUGAGUGAACUCAGAGACAAGUGGGAUACUAUAUGUGGAAAAUCUGUGGAAAGACAAAACAAACUGGAGGAAGCCCUGUUAUUUUCUGGACAAUUCACAGAUGCCCUGCAGGCCCUCAUUGAUUGGUUGUAUAGAGUUGAACCCCAGCUGGCCGAAGACCAGCCUGUCCACGGAGACAUUGAUUUAGUGAUGAAUCUGAUCGAUAAUCACAAGGCCUUCCAAAAGGAGUUGGGGAAGAGGACCAGCAGUGUGCAGGCCCUGAAGCGCUCGGCCCGAGAGCUCAUAGAAGGCAGUCGGGACGACUCCUCCUGGGUCAAGGUCCAGAUGCAGGAACUCAGCACUCGCUGGGAGUCCGUGUGUGCACUUUCCAUAUCAAAGCAAACACGGUUAGAAGCAGCCCUGCGUCAGGCAGAGGAAUUCCAUUCGGUGGUACAUGCCCUCUUAGAGUGGCUGGCGGAGGCAGAGCAAACCCUGCGUUUCCAUGGUGUUCUCCCAGAUGACGAGGAUGCUCUCCGGACACUCAUUGAUCAGCAUAAAGAGUUCAUGAAGAAACUGGAAGAAAAAAGAACCGAACUGAAUAAAGCCACCAGUAUGGGCGACGCUGUUUUGGCUCUCUGCCACCCCGACUCCAUCACCACCAUUAAGCACUGGAUCACAAUCAUCCGGGCCAGGUUUGAGGAGGUGCUGGCCUGGGCAAAGCAACACCAGCAGAGAUUAGCAAGUGCUCUCGCGGGGCUUAUCGCCAAGCAGGAGUUACUGGAAGCUUUGCUGGCUUGGUUGCAGUGGGCUGAAACUACACUCAGUGAGAAGGAUAAAGAAGUCAUCCCCCAGGAGAUUGAAGAGGUGAAAGCCCUCAUUGCAGAACACCAGUCCUUCAUGGAGGAAAUGACCAGAAAACAGCCUGAUGUUGAUAAAGUCACCAAGACGUAUAAGAGGAGAGGCGCUGAUCCUUCUUCCUUGCAGUCGCACAUUCCAGUCUUGGAUAAGGGACGAACAGGAAGAAAACGCUUCCCGGCAUCAAGCUUGUACCCCUCUGGAUCACAGACACAAAUCGAAACCAAGAAUCCCAGGGUUAACUUACUGGUGAGCAAAUGGCAGCAAGUCUGGCUCCUCGCGUUGGAAAGAAGGAGAAAGCUCAACGAUGCCUUGGACAGGCUGGAGGAGCUGAGGGAAUUUGCUAACUUUGAUUUUGAUAUCUGGCGCAAAAAAUACAUGCGAUGGAUGAAUCACAAGAAAUCUCGAGUGAUGGACUUCUUCAGGAGAAUUGACAAAGAUCAAGAUGGGAAAAUAACACGACAGGAAUUUAUUGAUGGGAUUCUUUCCUCAAAGUUUCCAACCAGUCGCCUGGAGAUGAGUGCAGUGGCAGAUAUCUUUGACAGAGAUGGUGAUGGAUAUAUUGACUACUAUGAAUUUGUAGCAGCCCUUCACCCAAAUAAAGAUGCAUAUAAACCUGUCACAGAUGCUGACAAAAUCGAAGAUGAGGUGACAAGGCAGGUAGCUAAGUGUAAAUGUGCAAAACGAUUUCAAGUUGAACAGAUUGGUGAUAACAAAUACAGGUUCUUCCUGGGAAAUCAGUUUGGAGACUCUCAGCAACUGCGACUGGUCCGAAUCCUGAGGAGUACUGUGAUGGUCCGUGUGGGAGGUGGAUGGAUGGCCCUUGAUGAGUUCUUAGUGAAAAAUGAUCCUUGCAGGGUUCAUCAUCAUGGGAGUAAAAUGUUACGUUCGGAAUCAAACUCUUCAAUUACUACUACUCAGCCUACUAUAGCCAAAGGAAGGACAAAUAUGGAACUGCGUGAGAAGUUCAUUUUAGCUGAUGGUGCCAGUCAAGGUAUGGCUGCCUUCCGACCCCGGGGCCGAAGGUCCCGGCCAUCAUCACGAGGCGCUUCACCCAACAGAUCGACGUCUGUGUCCAGCCAGGCCGGGCAGGCAGCUUCCCCACAGGUGCCUGCCACCACCACACCCAAGAUCCUCCAUCCUUUAACACGCAAUUAUGGUAAACCAUGGUUGACAAACAGCAAAAUGUCAACUCCUUGUAAGGCAGCAGAGUGCUCAGACUUUCCUGUGUCAUCUGCAGAGGGAACGCCAAUACAAGGAAGCAAGCUUCGACUUCCAGGAUACUUAUCGGGGAAGGGCUUCCACUCUGGAGAGGACAGUGGCUUGAUAACUACUGCGGCUGCCAGAGUCCGAACACAGUUUGCUGGUGAAUUCCAAAAAGACGCCCAGCCGACCAGGAAGUCGAGCCGGAAGCAAAGCUGGCAGCCGGGCCAGCAGCCGCCGAGGCAGUGACGCAUCUGACUUUGACAUUUCAGAAAUCCAGUCUGUGUGCUCAGACGUGGAGACUGUCCCCCAGACACACAGACCUUCGCCCCGAGCAGGUUCUCGGCCAUCCACAGCCAAGCCUUCCAAAAUCCCCACUCCCCAGAGGAAAUCUGCCAGCAAAUUGGACAAGUCCUCGAAGAGAUAGUGCAGUUGGUUCCACCAAGGCCCUUCCUCGAGCAUUUGUUAUUUAAGUUUGAACGAUGUAAAAUAUGAUGUAGAAAUUCUUGUGAAAUAUUGCAAGAGGCGAGUUUAAAAUUCUGCAAGACUGCCUUAUUUGUGUAUUUGUCUUUUUAUUUUAUCUGUAUAAUUUUUCUUGUCAGAUAUUCUGAGGUUCAAAAAUCACAUCAUAUGUGAGGGAGAAGAAAGAGUUUAACCUGAACUAACAUUUCUACACUGUACCGUGUAGAGCACACACUAAAAUCAGUUACUGUACCCACAGGUAAGUCUGCAUUCUCUCUGACAGCCACAGCACUACAUCGAGCGCUAACGUUAAGGAUACCUCAUGAUAUUUUCUUGUUUUUAUGGAAACUCUGAAAAGCUGAAAGACACAGGGCGUGUAUUUUAAGAUUAUUUAAAUGUGAGCUAAAAUAUGCAAGGCAGAAAGACAAACACAUCCACAACAAGUUCUUUCAGCAGUAGCUGACAGAGAACUCACAGGACGUUCCUUCAAGCACUUGCCAGUACUAUGGUAUUCAAGUACCUGCAGCGUUUCUGUGCCAUUGCCUUCAGUGAGGCCAGAGGCAUCUGGACAUUCGACCUAUUAUACUGUAAGAAUAUAAUUAUCAAGUGCAUUCAUACACAUGUGAGGUUUUCUUUUGCUUGAGUGGACAGUAGCACCUGUAUCAUUGAACUCAUUUUGUAUCAAAGCAAUUUUGCUUGCAGAAAGCUAUGAAAUAAAACAUGUCCCUUAACUGCAUUGCUAUGGAAUUAAUUUUUUUCCCCAGGGAAAAAUUAGUGUAUUUUUUUAUGAGCAAUAUCAAUUUGGAGUGACCAAAAGAUACUUUAAAAUGGGUUUAUUUUGAUUUCUCAUCUGAAAUAAUCAUGUUCUGGUAUUAUAUCUAUCUAUAUUUAAUAAAUAUAUACCUUUUAAUUUAUUAUGUAUACUCACAUACUAUAGAAAGAUAUUAGUAUGCAUUUAAUAAAACAUAUUCACUUCAAUA
Molecule: messenger RNA, 12943 nt
Organism: Carlito syrichta (Philippine tarsier)
Lineage: Eukaryota; Metazoa; Chordata; Mammalia; Primates; Tarsiidae
Product: dystonin
Exons: 60
Coding region: 165-11750 (3861 amino acids)
Biological process (GO): cytoplasmic microtubule organization; intermediate filament cytoskeleton organization; hemidesmosome assembly
Cellular component (GO): hemidesmosome; cytoplasm; focal adhesion
Molecular function (GO): calcium ion binding; microtubule binding; structural molecule activity
Source: RefSeq, a predicted model, not a curated record